AUGGUGGAUGAACUGCUGUCUGAUGAGGAGGAGCUGCUGAUGAUGGACGCUACGGCAGCAAGCAAGAAGGCGGCGGCCAGCAAGAAGACUGAGAAGAAGAAGCAGAAGAAGAAGGAGAAGGAGGCAUUGCUGAAACGAUUGGCAGAGGACCAGCAGACUGAGCUGGAGGCGCUAAGUGCCAUCUUCCAGGACGACUUUGUCUCACUGCCUGCGCCAUCCUUCUCCAACGAGACGUUCAAGUUCCAGAUCACCGUACGACCAUUCUUUGGUGAGCCCGGCGAUCAAGAAUGCUUCGUCAUCGUUUGUAUAACAUUUGGCUUCGUGCCACUCUACCCCACAACUGCGCCAAACAUAACAGUUGGCGUUAUCAAGGGUCUUCCAAUCAAGGAUGCAACUGAACUUGAACAACUACUUCACGAAGAGGCCAACAGUAAGCUGGAUAAUCAGAUGGUGUUUGAUCUGUGUGGCUUUGCAAGGGAGUUCCUGGCAAAGCACAAUCACAAACCAUCGGCAAAGUCAUUCCACGAGCAGAUGGUCGAGCAACAGCAGGAGCAAGAGCGUCUGAAGAAGGAGGCCAUCGCCUCCAAGAAGCUGAAGCAACAGCAGCAGCUAAAGGAUGGCGGUGGCUCAGGCUCGGCCAGCAGUGCGCACAAUGAAUGGCAGUCGACGCUGGAGGACAACAACCUCAAAGAGGAUCGCAAGAACUUCCGUCUGCAAAAGAGCAUCGAGCGUGCACAAUGGGAGAAGGAGAAGAAGCGCGAGUUGGUCACACAGUACACCACCGAUCCCAAGCGUACAGGGGGUGAUACCAUGGCCCAACAACAACAACAACAUCAACAGCAACAACAGCAACAGACGGGCUCCACUGGCAAGUCAACACACAAGCAACAUCAAUCAGCAGCCGACAAGUUCAUUGACAAACAGCAGACAUUCAUUAUAUAUCUCUUGCGUAUGCUGUGUCAGAAUGACAUCAGCGCAUCACUCGACCAGAUCAAGCUUCUGGGCACACAGUUGACAAGCAUGGGCAUCAUCUCGCCCACGCAUCUGUCGCUGCUCAACAUCAACAACUCCAACUCGAACCAGAUCUACCAGCAGAUCUUCCACGAGUACUUCACCAAGUCGAUCGCAUCCGAGGGCGUCAAGCGCCCACCACCCGGUUCGUUCGUCGAGCGCUUCUGGUUGGGCGGCGGUGGCGCGGGCACCAGCGGCCUGCAGAAGGAGCUGCUCUCGCAGCAACAGCAACAGCAACAACAGCAAAACAGUCAGCGCGCGGACAUUGACGAGGUGGUCAUGCCCACGGCCUACAAUCCCAAUGUACAGACGUCGCGAUAUCAUGGCGACUUUGAGGAGAUUCAGCUGCUGGGCCGCGGAGGAUUCGGCCAAGUGGUCAAGGUGAGGAACAGACUGGACGGUCGCUUCUACGCCAUCAAGAAGAUCAAGCUGGAUCGCGAUCAAACACUCAACAAGCGCAUUCUUCGCGAGGUCAUCACUCUGUCGCGAUUGCAUCACCAACACGUUGUGCGCUACUAUCAAGCCUGGAUCGAGGGUGCCGAGAGCUUGAACACAGAGACCAAGUUGCCAGGUCUCGAGGGCGAGGAAGGCGACGAGGAGGAUUCACUCUCGGACGAAGAAGAGGACGACUCUGAGAUGUCUGAGGAGGAGGAUGACGAGGACCAAGACGACGAUGAAGAGUCCUCCGAGAGUUCAAGCAACAAUGACAGCGAUGAUGAUGACACGAGUGAGUCCGAGGAGGAGGACUUUAGCUUCUCCGAGAACAUCCUUUUCCAGAAGCAGUCGCUGGACUGCUUUGACCUGACCGAGGAGAGCUACUCAUUCCUUCACUCGGACUCGGGCUACCUGGCGGACGUGUUUGACCUGAAUAAGGGCACGACCAGCUUCAGCACCAGCAACAGACGAGGCGGCCGCUCGGCAUCGGGCAGCACCGCCAGUGGAUCACGCAGCGAUGGACACAAGAAGGGCAAGAAGGGUAAGAAGGCCGGACAAGGACGCCUGAGUGCCAAGGAGCGCAAGAAGCAAGAGAAGAAGAAGAAGAAGGAACAGCGCCGUCGCAAAUCGGCCUACCUCUACAUUCAGAUGGAGUACUGUCAGAAGAUCCUGCGCAAUCUCACAGAAAGCGGCAUCAGCUCUAACGACGACGACAUUUGGAAGUUGUUCCGACAGAUCGUCGAGGGCAUGGCCUAUGUGCAUAGCCAGGGCAUCAUCCACAGAGACCUCAAGCCAAGCAACAUCUUCUUUGACAGCUGUGGCGACAUCAAGAUUGGAGACUUUGGCCUGGCCACCAACAAGACCUCGACCUCAUCCUCGACGACCAAAAUGUCAUCUUCCACUCAAUCACUCAACACAUCGUCGACUUCAACCACCAGCUCAUCAAUGUCCUCGUCAAACAAGGCCAAUCUCUGGGAGUCGCUCGAGGAGCAAGAGAACGACUUCUCCUUCGACGCAGUCGACCAGCACACAGCGCGAGUGGGCACGCUCUUCUACACUAGCCCAGAGCAAGAGUCUGGCGUGUGCGAAGGCGAGGGCUCCUACGACGACAAAGUCGACAUGUACAGUUUGGGCAUCGUCUUCUUUGAGAUGUGGUACGUUUUCUCGACUGGCCACGAGCGUGUGGCUGUACUGCGCGAUCUCCGUGACCGUGGCAUCUUCCCCAAGGACUUUGAGCGAUCACACCCUCGCCAAUCCAAGCUCAUCCGCUGGCUGACGGAGCACGAUCCUGCCAAGCGACCCAGCGCGCAGGAUCUGCUUCAGAGCGAAUUGAUGCCGCCCAAGAUGGAGGACGAGUACGUUGAGAACUCGAUCCGUGUCAUCACCAACCCCACAACACAGUUCUACCAACACAUGCUCAACUCGCUCUUCUCCCCCAAUCACCAACACCUCCACGCGCACAUCUACCACCAGCAGCUCAACCAGCAGCGAACAUCGACACUUUACGCCCUGGACGAGUUUAGCAUUCGCGAGACUGUCAACGACAUCAUCGUGGCCAUCUUCCGCAAGCACAAUGCCAAUGUGCUUCCCACGCCCACAAUGAACAUUGCCAAGAACUGGGAGGAUGAUUCGUCCAGCAGUUCGACCAAGUCACUCGCGGCCAACAAGACUAGCCCAGUGUCAAGGCAGGCAACAUCGACAACAACGACGACGACAUCCAACUCACAGCCAAAGACAAAGUCUGCGCGAUCAAUCAUCAUGGACGACAGUGGACAGUUGUUUGAGAUGCGCUUCGAUCUGCGCACAUCAUUUGCCGAGCACCUGGCACAGCAGUUUGCCAACACAUUCAAUCCGAUUGGCGCGGGCGAUAGUAUAUUACUGGCGUCGCGUGGCCUUGGCGAGGAGGACGUCGACGAGAACGGCACCCCACUGGUGCCCAACAAGGAGCUCACAUCAUUUGAAGAUCUCAUUGAGUACUUCUCACACACGCCUCUCAAGAGAUAUGAGGUGGCCACAGUCUUCCGCCGCCCACACCUCGUUGGCAAGAUACCCAAAGAGAUCUCGCAAUGCUGCUUUGACAUUGUUGGUUCGACGUCGAUGCUGUCGGAUGCUGAGGUAAUCAAGGUGGCCUGCGAGGUGUUUGACGCACUGCCCUCUGUCAACAACUAUGUAAUCAGACUGAAUCACACUGGAAUCGUGGAGCACAUGUGGCGCAUUGUUGGCAUCAGCGACAUGAAGCAGCGCGAUGAAAUUGGCAUUGUCCUGUCACAGUUGUUGCGCAACCCAUGGUCAUCAGUGCGCAAGGUGUUGCUCGACCGUCUUCAGAUGUCACCCAAACAGGUCGAACGACUGGCCAACUGGAUCCUGGUCAAGGGCAGCAUGGCGGACGUGAUCAAGAAACUGGAGGCAACCGGCAACAACUCGAACACUGGUUUCCUCACGGCAUCUCAGACCAACAUGCGAAUCAGUGCAUCAUUCACUGACUAUCUGGACGACAUGCGCUCGUUACAGACCUAUCUAGACAAGUUUGGCAUCACCAACAAGGUGUCAUUUGACCUGGGUCUGGUGUUCUGCGAAAACUUCUACAGCGACGUGAUGUUCCAGGUGCUGAUCAGGGACGAGGCAGGCCGCUUUGAGUGUGCCGCUGUCGGUGGACGCUACGACCGAACAGUGUCCAAGCUCAUUCCACAGCUGAACCCAUCGAUCAAGAAGCUGCCCGCAGAGGAGGCGCCCAACGUGCCCGUGGUCGGUCUGUCCAUUGCGCUGGACAAGAUCUACAACAAGGAGAAGGAGUACAGCCACUCGCAGCUGGAGCAGGCUGCGCCACAGAUCCAGAGCAGCCAGACGCCACUCUGUCGCUACGCGCAUCCAGAGAUAUUCAUUUGUUGCCUUGGCCAGAAUCUGUUCCCGGAGAAGAUUAGUAUAUUGUCAGACUUGUGGAGUGCUGGAUUCCGCGUAGAGACUGUCUACAAAGAGUCCUCGUCCGCUGAGCAGCAGACAGAGUUGGCCACGAGCAGUGGCGCCGCAUUCCACGUGGUACUGAAAGAGAAGGGUAACAAGAAGAUCAUCAAGGUGAAGAAUGUGGAAAAGAAAAAGGAGGACGACAUCUCAAGAGAAGACUUGGUAAAGUUCCUCUCCAACAACAUUGCAUCCAUUCGAAUAAGGAAUAGCAGCAAACAAACAUUGUAG
Messenger RNA from Acytostelium subglobosum LB1, 4635 nucleotides. RefSeq lists its product as hypothetical. Gene Ontology annotation, molecular function: protein binding; eukaryotic translation initiation factor 2alpha kinase activity; ATP binding. Gene Ontology annotation, cellular component: cytosol. The transcript is spliced from 2 exons. The coding region runs from base 1 to 4635 and encodes 1544 amino acids. Gene Ontology annotation, biological process: DNA damage checkpoint signaling; regulation of translational initiation by eIF2 alpha phosphorylation. NCBI's taxonomy places the organism in Eukaryota, Evosea, Eumycetozoa, Acytosteliales, Acytosteliaceae. The record is from RefSeq and is a predicted model, not a curated record.